ACACUUAUCUUUCCAGCUCAGUGCCCCUCUCUCUCUCUCAUCUUCUUCUUCCAUUGUUCGCUUGCUUGCUCAUGUCGUCUAGCUCUAUCCAAUUCCAACACGGCCACCUAUAAAAUACGUCCGCUCGAGAGCUGAGCUUACAGCAUUUGAGGGAAUUCCAGCUUAGCGGAGAGAGCACGGGGAGACCCGGCAGUGUCUGACAUGGCGGCGAUGUGGCUGGCGCGCCGCGCAGCGAGGAGGCUCCCGCCGCUUCUUUCGCGCCAGGGCGGCGAACCCACCCGCCCAUGGUUCUUGGGCUCAACAGCGCCGCCGCCGGUUCUUGGUUCGCCACCGCUACCGGCGGUGGAGAGAAUCUUUCGCCGGGGCUUCUGCUCCGUCCGGCGCUUCGCCGGGGAGAGCAGCGCCGCCGCGGCCGCCGACGCGGACGAGGAGGAGCCAGAGAACGGGUUCGCCGGCGGCGAUCAGGCGAUUGACUUUCCUGGAGGGAAGGUUUCAUUUAUGGCUGAAAUGAACUUCCUUCCGGAGUCACACGGGGAAAGGAUCAAAUGUUAUCGUGUUCUUGAUGACGACGGAAAAACUAUAUCUGGUAGUAGAUUCCAAGAGGUCAGUAAGGAGGUGGCCGUGAAAAUGUACAGUGAGAUGGUCACCCUCCAUAUCAUGGACAACAUCUUCUAUGAAGCGCAGAGGCAGGGUAGAAUCUCCUUUUAUCUCACUUCCAAUGGCGAGGAAGCAAUCAACAUAGCAUCUGCUGCUGCGCUUAGUAUUGACGACAUUGUGCUACCUCAGUACAGGGAACCUGGUGUUCUUAUGUGGCGUGGUUUCACACUGCAAGAGUUUGCAAACCAAUGCUUUGGGAACAAUAUGGAUUAUGGUAAAGGGAGGCAAAUGCCGAUUCACUAUGGAUCAAACCGCCUUAACUAUUUCACGGUCUCAUCGCCUAUUGCAACACAGCUCCCUCAUGCUGUUGGAGCUGCCUACUCUCUGAAGAUGGACAAAAAGGACGCAUGUGCUAUAACAUACUUCGGAGAUGGCGGCACAAGUGAGGGAGACUUCCAUGCAGCUCUCAACUUUGCAGCUGUUAUGGAAGCACCGGUGAUCUUCUUCUGCCGCAACAAUGGAUGGGCAAUCAGCACCCCAACUACUGAACAAUUCAGAAGUGAUGGAGUGGUUAUCCGUGGCCAGGCUUAUGGGAUCCGUGGUAUCAGAGUAGAUGGCAAUGAUGCUCUUGCCGUUUACAGUGCAGUCCAUGCUGCCCGAGAAAUGGCUAUAGCUGAAGGGAGACCGAUUUUAGUUGAGGCCCUGACUUACAGAGUUGGCCAUCACUCGACAUCUGAUGAUUCAACCAAGUACAGGCCAGUUGAUGAGAUCGAGCAUUGGCGAACAGCAAGGGAUCCAAUUUCCAGGUACAGAAAAUGGGUUCAGGGGAACGACUGGUGGUCUGAUGCUGAAGAAUCUGAACUAAGGAGCAGAGUGAGGAAAGAGCUUCUUCAAGCCAUUCAGGUUGCAGAAAGAAUGCAAAAACCACCAGUUGCUGAGCUCUUCACUGAUGUUUAUGAUCAGGUUCCUUCCAACCUGCGUGAACAAGAGCAAUUACUGCGGGAUACAAUCAUGAAGCACCCUGCAGAUUACCCAACUGAUGUACCUGUUUAGUUUUCUUGGCCUUAGAUGAGCAAUAUCGUUGUGUAAGUAUUGAUGAUUCAGAUCCAUAUAGCAUUAUAAAUAAUAUAGUAAUUCAGCCAGUAAACUGCUGAUUCAACAGGCUCUAAAACAAUAGUUCUACCUGGCAGAUGCUCACAGCAAAUUCAUAGGCAUACUGUACUGUUGCUGGUAUUUAUGUGGAAUAGAGCCAUACAGAGAUAUUUCAGUUCA
Setaria italica (foxtail millet) is the source of this 1869-nucleotide messenger RNA. Its product is annotated as 2-oxoisovalerate dehydrogenase subunit alpha 2, mitochondrial. Gene Ontology annotation, molecular function: oxidoreductase activity, acting on the aldehyde or oxo group of donors, disulfide as acceptor. The transcript has 9 exons. Lineage: Eukaryota; Viridiplantae; Streptophyta; Magnoliopsida; Poales; Poaceae. The record is from RefSeq and is a predicted model, not a curated record. Gene Ontology annotation, biological process: branched-chain amino acid catabolic process. Bases 202 to 1650 code for a protein of 482 amino acids.